This is a messenger RNA of Anneissia japonica, 1446 nucleotides long. RefSeq lists its product as uncharacterized. Bases 287 to 1042 code for a protein of 251 amino acids. The record is from RefSeq and is a predicted model, not a curated record. The transcript has 2 exons. Lineage: Eukaryota; Metazoa; Echinodermata; Crinoidea; Comatulida; Comatulidae.
CAUGGAGACACUGGUCCAAAAAGUGGUCUUUAAGUGGAGGGAGACCUGCAUUAUACAAGAAAUACCAAAUGUAUCGAGGCAAUUUAAUUCACAAUGGAACAUUCCCAAUCUUUAUACCAUUUGCGUCACUUAGCAAGAAGAAUAACGAAUGGGUUCUAUCAUAUUGACUGGUUCUAUUCAGCUACAAGAAGUAAAAGUGUGCACACAUUAAUCGCUGCUUAAUUAUACGAAAUAUUUUGUUACAUUACCACAAUAAAUACCGAAAAAUCUAUAUAAUCAAUUCAAUAUGCAAGCUAUAAUCUCAAAAUGCCUGGUAUUCAGCUCCCUUUUAACUUAUAUCUAUAGCAACGCAUCAACAAAAGACAUCUUUUACAGUGGGAAUAGAAUUAUAAAUGGUACAGAAGGAAAAUAUACUACAAUAACAUACAUCCUGAAGACAUUCAUCCCUGGAAAUGAAAAGAACUUUGUACAGUGGCUGAAAGAUGGGAACAUUGUUGAUGAUCGUGAUGAUCGCUUCACAUUUAAUGAAGAAAAGGGAAUGUUUUCAUUGAGGAUUGAUCCUCUUCAACGCCUUGAUAAAGGAAGGUAUUCAAUCAUGUAUGGUAAUUACACACCUCCAGAAACAGUACUGAAUAUAAUUGAAAUACCAUCAAAAGACUAUUUCAUGGUAGGAUUGAACGUAAACAAAAAUCAACUUGAGAUAUUCUGUAUGUCGGAGAAGACAUGGCCACUCCCCAGUUUAUCAAUCAAUGGGAAGGAACUUGAUUUAAAAGAAAAUUUAACCAAUAUUUGGACUAUAAAGAGAGUUCCUAUCAAAGUUGACAUGACAAAGGAAAUCUAUACUUGUGUAUUGAAAAUUAUGAAUCAUCAUCCAUAUCUUAUGACUCUGAAUGGAUCAGUAAUAACCAAAUACCUAACAAACAUUGGAUAUGGAAGCACACAACCUACUCAUACCAAUGGUCUUGACACAGAUACUUCUACAUCAAUAGACCUUAAAUUAUUAUUAUUAUUACUACUGGUACUUUUAUUGCAACAAUUGUGAUUAUGAUUGCUCGUAGUAUUAUAAAUCGUGACAACGAUACAUAAGGCUGAGAUACAGAAGUCUAAUGUCUUCCUCAUGAAAUAAAGCUGUGAUCAAAACUUGUUUCCAUGAUAAUUUCGAAAAAAUGCAAUUCCAAUAAAUAUAUUUGAUAUACGUAUAAAAUAUACAGUUUCAGGGAACACGAAAAAGAGUUUUGUUGAUACAUAAAAGCAUAAUGUGUCUCUGACAUCGACUGUAGAACAUAUAUCCCUGGUUCUUAAUAGGCGGCCCGCAGGGCCACUUAAUCUGGCAAGCGUGAAAAAAAUUAUAUAAUUCAUAAUUUUAUUUCCUCACAUGAGAUGGUAGUUAACAAAGGGAGAUAUUCCCUGUACAAGUGUCAACUACCAUAGAAGCAUAGAAUAAUA